CUGGUACGUAUAGGCACGGCCUAAGGGCUGCAUCGCAGAUCCGGGUGGUACAGACACUGCGCUGCCGCACGCUGUGGCAAGGCAAGACCCUGAGGGGGGCGAACAAGCGGAGACGAUUUCGCGCCUAAUGUGCACACCUGGCCUACGAGACGAUAAUACUCUAAAGCGGCUCGACGCAUGCAUUCGGCAGCUCGUGGCCGUCAAAGAUGACCGUCCGGGGACCGAGGUGCACCUCGCAGAGGAGGACGUCCUAUGGCUUGCACGAACGAGCCGUGGAGUUUUCCUCGAGCAACCGAUGCUGCUCGAGCUACAUGCGCCGCUGAACAUAUGCGGCGAUACCCACGGCCAGUACCACGACCUGCUGCGGCUCUUCGAGGUUGGGAACGGUGCGCGAAUUGAAACGGUGCCUUCGUCGACGGUAUAUGCGCUUGUCGAGAGUGUCUCUACUGCCGUACAUCGGUCCACGGCGUGCUCACUCAUCGCGUCGAUCUCCACGCAAACGCGAGUCUGCUCGAUGGCGCGGCGGUCAACGCCAGGCCCCCCCACCGCUCGACUAAGCCAGUACGAUCGUCGCCGAGCACACGGCUCACUGGUUAAUUUGCACACAGGUUGGUGGCUUCCCCCCAGCGGCGAACUACGUUUUUCUGGGUGACUACGUGGACCGGGCAAAACAGUCGAUCGAAACAAUUGCGCUUCUGCUGUGCUACAAGAUCAAGUACCCGGAAACCUUUUUCCUUCUGCGCGGCAACCACGAGUGCUCGGCCCUGAACAGGAUCUACGGGUUCUACGAUGAGUGCAAGCGCCGCUACUCGAUCAAACUCUGGCGCGUCUUUGGUGACUGUUUUAAUUGCAUGCCGGUCGGUGACUCUGAGCACCUGAAGUUCGUGUGUCUUCACCUUGGGGCCGUGCGUCGCACCGAGGGCGUCAACCUCCGCCGUCGACGCGGCGUGUUCGUCGGAGAUUCACGGUGGGGAGAGCGCCGCGACAGCUUCGUUUACGCAGGUGGCAGCCAUAGUCGCCGACAAGAUCCUGGCCAUGCACGGUGGCCUCAGCCCCGAACUCGCGUCGCUCGACCAGAUCGCCAAAAUAGAGCGGCCGACCGAGGUCCCUGAGGACGGGCUGCUCUGCGACCUCCUCUGGUCGGAUCCGGACCCCGCGAUCAUGGGAUGGGGCUACAACCUGUGUGGGAAAUCAACCAGUAAACUAGGUCCCGAGAAUUGUGUCGUAGCGCGACUGAGGUAACCUUGCCGGCGACCGGGAGGGUAGUGGAGUUCUCAGAUAAGGCGUCGGGUUGAUGGG
Molecule: messenger RNA, 1299 nt
Organism: Pelagomonas calceolata
Lineage: Eukaryota; Pelagophyceae; Pelagomonadales; Pelagomonadaceae
Source: the annotation of a GenBank genome assembly